CCCGUAGAGGCUCAUGGAAGUGUAAGCCGGCCUUAGGCCCAAAGGAGACUCUGUAUCUUCAGUCACCAGACUGGACUACUUUAGCAGCCAUGCGUCCGGGGACUCGGUACCCAGCCUAGCACUUCCUACUGCCUAGUGUUCCCGGCUUACCUGCCCGCGGAGUCUUGCCCCACCAUCUUCAAACCAGUUCCUGGAUAAGCUGAAGUCUCCUUUUACAUCAAGGCCUAACCCGUUACCUAUUUGUCCAGAGCAAGCCCACUCUUACCAGGGAGUGAUGGAAGGGCCUCUUGAGUGUGGGGAUGUCUCCCUAGACUACCAGGGCCAUGCUGCAGAUGGGAGGAGGUUUGUUGUGUGCAGUUUCAGGAACACCGGGAAGGAGGAGGAACCUGCUCACCAGAUACAGGCUAUGGACCCAAGACUUUCAAGACCAGCAGUAGGGGCAACCCAAGGCAUAGGGCUACAAGGAGAUUUCUUAUCCAAGAAGCCUCAAUCACUUCCAGAUCAAAGCGCUGCAGAUAGGUCAGGGGGCAACCAGAGGAGCAUAUUAGGAGCCCCCCAAGCCCAGUCAGAGGAGCCAGCCUUCUCUGAAAUGGAAAACUGUUUGUGUCCUGGUUCCUCCCACCUCAACCUGACACAGGGUGAGAAUGACCAUCGAGGGGGAGGAUUGAUAGGGGACCCAGAGCCAGGCAGAGCGCUGCCAGCUGGCUUUAGCCCUUUAUUGGAGAUGUCCUCAAAGCUACCGGAGGCAGACCCUAGUGGAUCCAGCUUCCCUAGGCCUGCUGACUGCCUCCUAGCUCGAGAUCUCACCUGGGAGCUACUGGCCAGCGGCAUGGCUGCCCUCCCAGGUAGUUUAGGAGGACUGAUGAGGUGGAGGAAGUGGCCUGGUAAGGCCAGGAUUCAUUCUCUCCUCUCCACAGGGACACGGGACAUAGAAGGCCGAGCAGUGCUACUUUUGUGUGCCCACAGCCCAGCUUGGCUUCAUCCCAAGUGUAAUAGCCAUGAGCUGCUGAGUCUUCUGUUCUACCUACGAGGCAUCCCCAGGCCUGAGGUGCAGGCUCUGGGACUGACCGUACUAGUGGAUGCCCGAAUCUGCCCACCGAGCUCUGCCCUCACCUGGGGCCUCAGCCAACUACAAGAAGCAUCCCCAGGGUCUGUACAGCAACUGCUGCUGGUUGGGAAGAUGCCCGAGGACAUGCCCGUGGGGCUCCAGGCCAAGCAGCUGGCUUCUCAUCAGAGCCUCCUCACCCACAUUCCUAACAUGGAGUUGCCUACUUCACUAGGAGGAUGCCUGUCUUACUGCCACCAAGCCUGGCUGGAUUUCCGGAUGCGUCUGGAAACCCUACAGCAGAGUUGUCAGGUGGCUUGUGCCCUGCUUCAGGGCGUCAUUGACAGUAUGAAGGCUAUGCGGCAGCCCUUGGAGUCUGGAGAAGUUGGUGAGCUGCUACAGCAGGCACAGUCCCUCAUGCAGCAGGUAUUAGAGUCACCACAGUUGUCAUGGUUACAAAGUCAGGGAAGCCUGGAGCUCGCAUGGUUGAAACAAGGGAUGCCACAGGUGGCCCUGAGCCCCGAUUACAGGUCUGCAGUAGACAAGGCUGAUGAGUUGUAUGGUCAAGUGGAUGAACUGUUGCAUCGGCUAACCCUGAAGAGCAACCAGCGAAUCCGGGCCCUAGAGCUCCUCCAAGCACUGGAAGCCCAGGAGGGUGUGCUGUGCCAGAUUGAAGUGUGGCUACAGGAGGUGGGCUGGCCAGGGCUGGAGGAACCAGGGGAGCCCUCACUGGACAUGCUACUCCAGGCCCAGGGCCCUUUUCAAGAGCUGGACCUGGUUGCCCAGGAACAGGUCAAGCAAGGGGAGAAGUUACUGCAGCCAUUAGUUGGCUGGGAGGCUGCUGAACUGGGGCCCACUGGAAAGCGCUUUCUGGCCCUGAGAUCCCAGCUGAUGGAAUUUUCCAGAGCUUUGGCCCAGCGGCGCCAGCGGUUGGCAGAUGCUGAGAAGCUGUUUCAGUUCUUUAAGCAGGCCUCAACAUGGACGGAGGAAGGGCAGCGGGUGCUGACAGAGCUGGAGCAGGAGACCCCGGAGGUUGUGCUGCAGCGACUGCAGCUGCACUGGAGCAAACACCCUGACUUGCCUCCUGCCCACUUCCGGAAAAUGUGGGCUCUGGCUACAGGCCUAGGCUCAGAAGGCAUUCGCCAGGAAUGUCGCUGGGCCUGGGCACAGUGCCAGGACACCUGGCUGGCUCUGGAUCAGAAGCGUGAGGCUGCACUAAAGCCACAAUCAAUGAAUAGCACAGCUACUUUGUAUGUCAGGCGGGCUCCUGCUAUACCCACCAUCCCUCCACUGAGGAAGUCCUACAGCUUUGAUCAGAAUCUGGGGAAGCAUCUUGGAGAUGCUUCCAAUCGUGGCCACUGUGCAGCCACUGUUACUGACUGCCACAGACCUGAGGCCAGAGGAGGCAUCCGGCCCAGGUCAUCACCUUCUGUGCCUCUGUCAGGCAGUUCUGACUUCAGGAGCCCCAACAGGCUACAGCUAGUAUUGGCGGAGAUGGUGGCCACAGAGCGUGAGUAUGUCCGGGCCCUUGACUACACCAUACAGAACUACUUCCCUGAGUUAGAUCGGUCCGAUGUGCCCCAGGGCCUCCGUGGCCAGCGUGCACACCUCUUUGGCAACCUUGAAAAGCUUCGGGAUUUCCACUUCCAUUUCUUCCUGCGUGAGCUAGAGGCUUGCACCCGGCACCCACCUCGAGUGGCUCAUGCCUUCCUGCGCCACAGGGUGCAGUUUGGAAUGUAUGCACUCUACAGCAAGAAUAAACCUCGGUCUGAUGCCCUGAUGAGCAACUAUGGCCACACCUUCUUCAAGGAGAAGCAGCAGGCACUGGGAGACCACCUGGACUUGGCUUCCUACCUGCUAAAGCCCAUCCAGCGCAUGAGCAAGUAUGCCUUACUGCUGCAGGAGCUGGCGAGGGCCUGUGGGGGUCCAGCACAAGAGCUGGGUGCCCUUCAGGCAGCCCAGAGCCUUGUGCAUUUCCAGCUGAGACAUGGCAAUGACCUGCUAGCCAUGGAUGCCAUUCAGGGCUGUGACGUUAACCUCAAGGAGCAGGGGCAGUUGGUACGACAGGAUGAGUUCACAGUGCGGGCUGGGCACCACAAGUCCUGUCGUCGCGUUUUCCUGUUUGAGGAGCUGCUGCUCUUCAGCAAACCUCGACGUGGGCCUGCAGGUGUUGACAUAUUCACCUACAAGCGUUCCUUCAAAAUGGCAGACCUCGGCCUCACGGAGUGCUGUGGGGAAAGUAAACUGCGCUUCGAGAUCUGGUUCCGACGUCGCAAGGCCAGGGACCUGUUUGUGCUUCAGGCUUCCGAUGUGGCCACCAAACAAGCCUGGACAGCUGAUAUCUCCCGUCUCCUCUGGAGGCAGGCUGUACACAACAAGGAGGUGCGCAUGGCUGAGAUGGCAUCCAUGGGUGUGGGGAACAAAGCCUUCUGGGACAUUGCCCCCAGUGAGGAGGCUAUCAAUGACCGCAACAUCAACUAUGUGCUGAAAAGACGAGAUGUUCGCUCUAGGGCCUCCAUUGCUGUGGCCCCAUUUGACUAUGACAACCCUUAUCUGGGUGCCUUGGCCUCCCUACCUGGAGACCGUGCCUCUUGCUCUGUUCUGGGGUCUCUCAAUCUGCACCUGUACAGAGAUCCAGCUCUUCUGGGUGUUCACUGGUCCUUGCUUCCACCCAACUUCCCAGAAGAAGCAUCACUAGAUACUGAGGUGGACUUGGGCAGCCAGCCUUCUUUGACUCCUGAGGACUCAGAGGUCUCAUCCCAGUGCCCAUCAGCCAGUGGCUCUAGUGGUUCUGACAGCAGCUGUGUGUCGGGGCAGACCAUGGGCAGAGGCCUUGAAGACUUGUCCUGUGUUUGAGUCUGGCUUGAAGAUGAACAUCACUCAGUAACUCCAUGGAAUUCCACACCUCUGAGUCUGCCCUAACCAGAGCAUGGCUGGCUCCUGGGCCAUCUCAUCCCCCACCACUCAUACCUAAUAGGAAUAUCCUUGUUGAUUACCUUUCUGAUGUCUGUAGCUAUCAACCAACUGCCCUAGGGCUUCUCCAAGGGCAUCUGGCUGCAAAGACUGGAUAAGCACCUUGAUCUGAAGCUCCCAGGACUUUCUGUCCCCUCUCCAGCUACCACCCCAAUUGUAAGUUAAGGAUAUGAUGGGGCAGAAGGGGAGUAUUUCCAAACUCCAGACUGGUAGAGUAUUAUAGAGCUCUCAGAAGUCAUGAAGGAUACAAGUGGAUUCUCAGCAGCUGCUCCUCAACCCUUGAAUAAUGCUAAUUUCUCCAAACCCAGGGACUAGCCUGCCCCUACCAGCCCCCUUAUACUUGAAUUCUUUGGCACCCAUCUCCAACCUCUUGUUUUCUGGGCUACCUUGGUCAUUUUGACUUGAUGCUUUUUGAACAGUUUUUCAGUUAGAGUUGUUUACUGGUUUCACUGGCAGUGACUGUUUUCUCAGAGAAGGAGUCUAGGCGUUUGUCUUGUGAUUUACUUUUUUAUUUGUUUAUAAUAAAAAAUAAAGUGAUUA
Molecule: messenger RNA, 4558 nt
Organism: Rattus norvegicus (Norway rat)
Lineage: Eukaryota; Metazoa; Chordata; Mammalia; Rodentia; Muridae
Source: RefSeq, a predicted model, not a curated record